AGUGAGUAGGCGUCUGUCUCUCUCUCCAGGAGUUUAGUUGCUUUCUUUUAUUUUCUGUCUGUCUUACAUCAGCAUCACCAGAGUGAGAGUGAGUGUGAGUGACCAAAAGGAUUGAGAAUGAAAUCAAGAAAAGAUCGUGAUCUUUUCUUCUUCUUUUUACCUCUUUCAUAAUUAUCCCUCUUCUCUUUCUACCAAAUUCCCAAUUCCUCAAAAUGGGAUUCUUUCAAACUCCAUCUGCUCUCUUCAUCUUUUUCCUCAUUUUAACCUCCACCCACUCACGAUUUUUACCUCAAGGAAGAUCGAAUUCGAAGCUGAUAAACAACGAUGACCAGAUGGAAAGAAGUAGCCUUUUGAUUGGAUCAAGACCACCGAGAUGUGAGAAGAGUUAUUGUAGUGAUUGUGGUCAUUGUGUCGCAGUUCAAGUCCCAAUUGUACCUAGAUUCAUUAGAACAACUCAAGAAGCAUUGGGUACAACCCCUAAAAGCAUAGUUAAUUCAAGAGGGGACGAUAUCUCCAACUACAAACCCAUGUGUUGGAAAUGCAAAUGUGGUGAUUUCAUGUUCAAUCCUUGAUCUUUAUGUAUACAUAAACAUCAUAUUUUCUUUAAAAAUGUU
Lactuca saligna is the source of this 614-nucleotide messenger RNA. NCBI's taxonomy places the organism in Eukaryota, Viridiplantae, Streptophyta, Magnoliopsida, Asterales, Asteraceae. The record is from the annotation of a GenBank genome assembly.